Molecule: messenger RNA, 5191 nt
Organism: Glossina fuscipes
Lineage: Eukaryota; Metazoa; Arthropoda; Insecta; Diptera; Glossinidae
Gene: RpI1
Product: DNA-directed RNA polymerase I subunit RPA1
Exons: 15
Coding region: 153-5132 (1659 amino acids)
Biological process (GO): DNA-templated transcription
Cellular component (GO): RNA polymerase I complex
Molecular function (GO): DNA-directed RNA polymerase activity; DNA binding
Source: RefSeq, a predicted model, not a curated record
CGUAAGAACACGCAAAUAAGUCCGGAAAAGAUUUCAUGUUCUCAUUGAGGUUUUUCUACACGAUAGGUUUGCUCAGUUUGAAAAGAAGAAGAAGUGCUUAGUUCAGAAGCACGUAACAAACAAUAACUGCGUUAAUUGCGUUAAAAAUUACGAUGGGUAUCAAAUCUUAUGAGGUCAAUAUGGUUCCUACAGAAUUGGAGUUUUCUGUUUUCACUAAAGACGAAAUUGAACGUCUUAGCGUAGUUAAAAUCGUCAGGGGCUUAAGUUUUGACAUUUUCGGCCAUUCAUUGCCUGGUGGUUUGCAUGAUGCAAAGAUGGGAGCACAUGGUAAACAAAUGCGACCUUGCGUUACAUGUCGCCGCAUGCAAGCAUGUCCUGGACAUCUAGGACAUAUUGAGCUUAAUGCUCUUGUCUACAACCCAUUUUUUUCAAAAUUGGUUCAGAAGAUAUGUAACAUAUUUUGUAUGCAUUGUUACAAAAUACAAAUUCAAGGUCACGAGUUGGAACUUCUCAAACUCCAGCUGCAACUCAUAGACGUUGGUUGUAUUGUAGAAGGCCAAGAAAUAGAGAAUUUUAAAGCAAAAAGUUUUCUUGAAAAUAAACUCACACAAGUCAAAUUAGAAGACGGCAGUCAUGUUCAUUCCCGUUUACUUGAACUACGCAAACUUUUAGGCGAACGACAACGCAGUCUAAAUAAUGUGACAAAAACGUCCUGUGCUCUGCGUUCAGCAAUCAUUCAUGCUACUGUUCAAGUUCCUACGUCUAAACGAUGCAUUCAUUGCAAACAAACUUUACGUAAAGUGCGCUAUUUACACCGCAAACUUGUUUGUUACAUCAAUGUUGCUGAAAUUAAAGCAAAAUUUCCAGACAUCCAAGAAACAUGUGGCCAGUAUAAGAUGAUUUUUGCUGAUGAGAUGCGCAAAUACUUACGCCAAAUAUAUUCAAAUUACAGUGAAAUUUUGGAACUUUUUUUUCCGGUCUUAAAGUUGGUUAAUAAAUCUAGAGCUGCAGAACAUUGUCCUACAGACGUAUUUUUCUUAGAUACUGUUUUAGUCACACCUCCCCAAGCUCGUCCGUUUUAUGUGUUGUUUAAUCAAAUUGUGGAACAUUCACAAACAUCGGUUUAUCGAAGUAUUAUCGAAAAUAAUUCUGUCCUCAGAGUAAUUGUGAACCACAUAAAGUGCCCAAUGGAAACCUUUUCAGAAGAAUCUCGGGAAGUGUAUUCCAUGGCGAGAGGUAAGACAUCUUUUGAAAAGCUGUACAAUGCUUGGCAAGCAUUGCAAACUUCCAUCGAUGUUCUUCUGGAUGCAAGCAUAUCCCGAGAAGCUCCUCCAUCAGCGGGUUUAAAACAAGUUUUGGAGAAAAAAAAUGGUCUUAUUCGCAAGCACAUGAUGGGGAAACGUGUCAACUUUGCUGCCCGGACCGUCAUUACUCCUGAUCCUAAUAUAAAUGUGGAGGAAGUGGGCGUUCCGGAUAUAUUUGCUAAGAAGCUAUCCUAUCCCGCAAAAGUAACACAUUGGAACGUAGCUGAAUUAAGAAAGAUGGUGAUAAACGGCCCAAAUAUUCAUCCCGGAGCAAACUUUAUAGAAGACGAAAAAGGUUAUACAACAUUGAUUCCAGCUGACAAUAAUACCAAACGAGAAAGCAUGGCCAAAAUGUUGUUUAACUAUCCCGAAAAGGGCGUGAAAAUUGUACAUCGUCAUGUUUUGAAUGGUGAUAUUUUGUUGCUGAAUCGUCAACCUACUUUGCAUAGGCCUUCUAUUAUGGCGCAUAGGGCACGUAUUUUAAAAGAAGAAAAAACUUUUCGAUUGCAUUAUUCGAACUGUAAAGCUUACAAUGCUGAUUUUGACGGCGACGAAAUGAAUGCUCAUCUACCUCAAAAUGAAGUAGCGCGUUCUGAGGCGUAUAAUUUAGUAAAUGUGGCCAAUAAUUACCUGGUUCCUAAAGACGGCACACCAUUAGGUGGUCUUAUUCAAGAUCACAUUAUUGCUGGGGUAAAACUAUCAAUGCGUGGCCGUUUUUUUAAUCGCGAAGAUUAUCAACAAUUGGUCUUUCAAGGUUUGGUUCAUUUAAAAAACGACAUUAAACUAUUACCACCUGCUAUUGUUAAACCUAUUCAGUUAUGGUCAGGAAAACAGGUUUUAUCCACAAUCAUAAUCAAUAUGACCCCCGACGGUUAUGAUGCCAUUAGCUUGGAAAGUAUUGCUAAAAUAAGUUCGAAGCACUGGAAGUCGAAAUUCACCGGCAAAACUUUAACACCCGGUGACUUGAUGUCUGAAAGCGAAGUUAUAAUACGCAAUGGUGAACUUUUAAUUGGCGUGUUCGAUAAACAGCAGUAUGGAGCUACUUCUUUUGGCCUAAUUCAUUGCAUGUUUGAGCUGUAUGGUGGCAGGAUUUCAACAAAGGUUCUUACUGCUUUGGCCAAAUUAUUAACAGCUUUUCUGCAACGCGAAGGAUUUUCUUUGGGAGUUAAAGAUAUAUUGGUAACUAAUGAAGCUGAUAAUUUAAGACGUGAAAUUAUUCAAGAAAGCCGAUUUAUUGGUAAUAAAGCGCUAACGAAGGCUUUAGAUUUGAAAGAUGUGCCUCCUCACGAUGUUCUUUCGCAAAAAAUGGAAGAAGCCAUUUUGAAAGAUUCUAAGUUCCGUGUCGUGAUCGAUCGGAAAUACAAAGGACUAUUAGAUAAUUAUUCCAAUGAUAUAAAUAAAACUUGUCUGCCAAACGGACUACUAACAAAAUUUCCCGAUAACAACCUCCAAGUAAUGGUUUUGUCUGGAGCUAAAGGAUCCAUGGUAAACACAAUGCAAAUUUCUUGCUUAUUGGGUCAAAUCGAAUUAGAAGGGAAACGACCUCCUUCGAUGAUAUCUGGCAAAUCGUUACCAAGUUUUGCUGUUUUCGAAACUUCUCCAAAAUCUGGAGGCUUUGUCGACGGCCGGUUUAUGACCGGUAUACAGCCACAAGAUUUCUUCUUUCAUUGUAUGGCAGGCCGAGAAGGUCUAAUCGACACGGCUGUAAAAACUUCACGUUCGGGUUACCUUCAAAGAUGUCUUAUAAAACACUUAGAAGGAUUGAAUGUCCAUUAUGAUUUAACGGUGCGGGAUAGCGACAACACCGUCAUACAAUACCUCUAUGGAGAAGACGGCUUAGAUAUCUUAAAAUCAAAGUUCAUCAAUAGUAAGGUUGGACUACAAUUUUUAUUUGCAAAUGCCGGAGCGGUAUUGCAAGCUAAAGAAGUAAUCAAUCUUAAAGAUGAGGAUUCUAUUAAUAAAAUACAGCAUCACAAUAAAACACACCAGUCAUGGUUGAAAAAAUGGGAUAAAAUAUCUGGAAUACCUCUAACAGUUCAUGUUAAAAAUUUAUCUGCUUUUACAAAAUUUUCUGCUGAAUUGAGAUAUGAGCUAGAAACUGAUAACGGUAAAGAAGUAAAUCCAAAAACUGGCAGACGUCGCUUGGAUGAAGCUAUAAUUAAAUUAUGGAACGACGCAGACAGCAACAUAAGUGCAAUUAAAGAGCUAUACAAACGAAAAUAUGUUCGCCGGCCCGAUCCUACGAAUAAUUUAUAUCGGCAAGAUCUGUAUUAUAGUGCUGUUUCGGAAAAACUGGAGGGCUUAUUUAGGGAAUUUAGUGAAAAAAAUCCUGAUCGUAAAGGGAUCAUAAAUGAAAUUAUAUGUAUUAAGAAUAUGGAGUCUUUGGCAAAUCCAGGAGAACCUGUAGGAUUGCUUGCCGCACAAUCAGUUGGUGAACCAUCUACCCAAAUGACAUUAAACACGUUUCAUUUUGCUGGUCGCGGGGAAAUGAAUGUAACUCUUGGAAUACCCCGCUUACGUGAAAUUUUAAUGAUGGCAACAAAAAAUAUCAAAACACCUUCAAUGGACAUACCAAUUAAAUGUGGACAAGAAAAGUCUGCGGAAAAUUUGCGCAUUUCUUUACAUAAAAUUAAAUUAGCUGAUGUUUUACAGUAUGUCCAGAUCAAAACGCAUUUCAUCUUGAAACCAGAACGUUUCCGAAAAUAUGAACUGAUGUUUCAACUUUUGCCACAUAAAAAUUGUAAUGACGGUCUUUGUGUUGAACCAAAGCAAAUCUUGAAAUUUAUUAAUGAAAGUUUUCUUCCCAUGCUCUUCAGAGCAAUAAUCAAAUCAACGAAAUUUAAAGCCUCUUUAGUCGACGCUGUUAAAAAAGAUUCCGAUGACAAGGAUAACAAAACUAGACAUGCAGAUGAUGAAACUGUUGAAGAUGCAAUGAAUUAUCUUUCAAAUAUUUGGGAACCUGGAACGAAUAACAUUGGUUUUUCAGAUGAAGAGCAAUCUGGUGAAAUGGAUGCCACAGCGUUCAAACUAAAAGCUCGCCAGUUAGAUGAAAAUGAGUAUGAUGAAUCCGAUCGACCUGAACAGCUUUAUGAAUCUGGUGAUGAGGAAAGAAAUGACGGUUAUCUUUUUGAUGCGAAUCAGAAGAAUGGACAACAUCAUAUCGAAAGCGAGCAGGAUGUAAUGGAGGAGAAUAUUCUAAAAAACAAUAUGGUGGAAACCUAUACUUACGACAAACAACGGUAUUUAUGGGCUAAGAUAACGUUUAAAGUGGAUGUUAAACACAAACAAGUUAAUAUACCUGAUAUAACUACCGACUUGAUAAGUAAGACAGUUAUUCAUCAACUUGAUGACAUUAAUAGGGCUAUUAUAUAUACUGGAGAUGAAGGAGAACAAGUUCUGAAAACGGAUGGUGUUAACAUUGCGGGGAUGUUUAAUCACAGUAACAUUCUGGAAAUUAAUCGCAUUUAUUCCAACGAUAUUCAUGCCAUGGCAAAAACUUACGGCAUUGAAGCUGCUGUACAAGUUAUAAUACAGGAAGUAUUUAAUAUUUUUAAAGUUUAUGGUAUAACUAUUGAUCGCCGACACUUGUCGCUCAUUGCCGACUAUAUGACUUUUGACGGCACAUUCCAGCCGUUAUCACGAAAAGGAAUGGAACAUUCCUCAUCACCCCUUCAACAAAUGUCUUUUGAAUCAUCGAUGCAGUUCUUGAAAUGUGCUGCCGGAGCAGGUUGGUCUGAUAAGCUAAAUUCACCAUCAAGUCGUUUGUCGGUAGGCUUACCCGUACAGAAUGGCACCGGAGCCUUUCAUUUAUUAACAAAUAUUCUCUAAUAUAUUAAAUAAAUGCAUGUAAAAAAAUUAUUUUAUUCCGGAUGCAUUAUUACUUUUAG